Aspergillus nomiae NRRL 13137 is the source of this 711-nucleotide messenger RNA. RefSeq lists its product as uncharacterized. Bases 1 to 711 code for a protein of 236 amino acids. Gene Ontology annotation, cellular component: cytoplasm; nucleus. The transcript is spliced from 3 exons. Lineage: Eukaryota; Fungi; Ascomycota; Eurotiomycetes; Eurotiales; Aspergillaceae. The record is from RefSeq and is a predicted model, not a curated record.
AUGCAAUCCGACCUCGAGAAACGAUCGAACACUGCGCGGUUCAAGAUCUUGUGCCUUCACGGAAUAGGAACAAACAGCGAGAUUUUUGAGGCACAAACAGCCGGUCUAAGAUACCAGCUGGGGGAAGACUUUGAGUAUGAGUUUGUUGACGGGGGGUAUGAUUGCCCUGCAGCCUCCGGUAUCCGUGAGAUCUUCGGUGAUGAGAUUUGUUAUUCCUACUUUGAUAGCUCGGCAGACAGUGUCAUGGAGGCUGUCCAGGAUCUCUACGCUUACACAAACGAGAACGGUCCAUUUGACGCAGUGAUGGGAUUUUCCCUCGGCGCUGCCCUGGCAGUCAAGCUUUUGCUUCAUUUUGAUCGGCUCCAGACUGCAGGAGGCCAAGUCCAGACCUGUCCACCUUUCAAAUGCGCCAUCCUUCUGUGCGGGAUUUUACCGUACAACUUGACUGAACUCGAGAGGGGACGAAAACAGGUUCUUCACCCUGGGGACCAGGGUAACCUCGUUCGGAUUCCCACCGUGCAUGGCUGGAGUCCAACGGAUGUGGACUAUGCGGAACAAAGUCGCCUGCUGAUGCAUAUGUGUGAACCCGCCAAACGGGUCGAGAUAGCGCAUUCCGCGGGACACAGUGUACCCAGCCGGGGAGAGGAGUUGAACAAACUGGCGCAGGCAAUUUGCAGCAUGAUGGGAAGUGUGUGCAAGACCGAGAUGUAA